CUGACAGUCAAAAGCCGCGAGGAGCGUGCGGCAGGGCGGCACAGGGAGAGGAACACGCUCCGGAGAAGUUGUGCACCGACAGGAGGCGAGUUGUUCUCGUGCGCUCGGACGAACACGCACAGCGACGAGCGCGGGGCUGGAUCACAUGAGGAAGGCGGAGGACAGAUCGGUGCUGCGCGAAAUGAAACCUCCGUCGACGGGACGAUUAUAGUUGAUGAGAGGAAGAAAAGAGAAGUUACUGCUGCUGGCAGAGGAGAGGUAGUUUUGUUGCUUCUCAUUUGGACCAUUGUCCUCAGGCAGCUGCUCUUUCAAUGUGGGAUACAGUUUUGCUGCUCUAGCCAGGCUGAAAUCCCCCAGGGUCAGGACCUCCCUCAUGGCAGCUCUGCUCCUCGGGCUGCUGCUUUUUGCAAUGCAGUCUCCCCCCAUCCCCUCAAGACCGUUGGCUGACGAGGGGCCAACUUCACCUCCCACCUCUUCGGCCGCUGACAACGGGACCACCGCCCACCCAAAUGGGACCGUCCAGCAGCUUCCUCAGAUUAUAAUUAUUGGUGUGAGGAAGGGGGGGACGCGGGCUCUGAUUGAGAUGCUCAGUCUGCACAGCGCGGUGGCGGCGGCGCAGAACGAGGUGCACUUCUUCGACUGGGAGAGCCACUGGGAGAGGGGCAUGUCUUGGUAUCUCAGCCAGAUGCCCUACGCCUUCCCCGACCAGCUGACGGUAGAGAAGACGCCGGCCUACUUCACUUCCAGCAAAGUCCCCAAGCGCAUCCAUCAGAUGAACCCUGACAUCAAGCUGCUGCUCAUCCUCAGAGACCCCACAGAGCGGGUGCUCUCGGACUACACCCAGGUCUUUUACAACCGUCUCCAGAAGCACAAGCGCUACCAGCCCAUCGAGUCCGUGCUGGUGAAGGACGGCGAGAUCAACCUGGGAUACAAGGCUCUCAAUCGCAGCCUGUACUACGUGCACAUGAAGAACUGGCUGCAGUACUUCCCACUGGAGAGCAUCCACGUGGUGGACGGGGACGAGUUGAUCAGGGACCCCUUUCCUGAGAUGAAGAAGGUAGAACGGUUCCUUAAGCUGGAACCCCAGAUAAAUGCGUCAAAUUUUUACUUCAACAAAACAAAAGGAUUCUACUGUUUGAGAGACCACGGGCGAGAGAGGUGUUUACACGACUCGAAGGGCAGGGCUCACCCCAACGUGGCUCCUGUCAUCCUGCAGAAACUCUACCAGUUCUUUCACGAACCCAACAAGAAGUUCUUUGAGCUGGUGGGUCGGACAUUCAACUGGAAAUGAGGGUCUGAGUCUCAGCAGUCCUUUGGGGAUGUCCUGCUCUCGUUACUAACAGUGUAGAUGACGGGACAAAGCUAAUGUAAAUUCAAACUAAAUCUAUUUUUGUACUAGUGCGUUUGUUACAGGAGUGGGAUUGAGCCAAAUAUCAGGGCGAACUGCAGUCCAUUACUGCAGCUCUUUAUCUUUUCUUUCUCAAACGCUCACUGCUCAUCAGCUCGUCGGAGCAAAGCGGGCGACUUGUUCUGACAUUGAUGAUGACAUUCAGACUUUGGACAGUGCCAGUUUGUGUGUUACAUAAAGAUAUAGUACCAGGCAGUUUGAUAUUGUCACACCUUGUUUCUCUUCACAUAAUAUGACGUUUAGAGAUCUAAACGACCUUUACCAUGCUGCUAUGAUUUUCUCAGUCACUUUCAGGCACUCGCCAUUACUGAAUAUGUAUUUGUCCUUUUUGUUGCUCAAAAUGUUUCUCCAUGUAAGAGUCGGUUAUAUAAAAUGCUCUGUGCACAUCAUAAAUUUGCCGAUCAUCACGAUGUACUGUUCAUAGAUUUUUAGAAGUGAAGAAUUAAUAUCAUAAUAAAGAUGUAUUUUAUUUAUA
This is a messenger RNA of Scophthalmus maximus (turbot), 1883 nucleotides long. RefSeq names its product heparan sulfate (glucosamine) 3-O-sulfotransferase 1 (gene hs3st1). Lineage: Eukaryota; Metazoa; Chordata; Actinopteri; Pleuronectiformes; Scophthalmidae. The record is from RefSeq and is a predicted model, not a curated record. The transcript has 2 exons. Bases 374 to 1291 code for a protein of 305 amino acids. Gene Ontology annotation, molecular function: [heparan sulfate]-glucosamine 3-sulfotransferase activity.